CGCUGCUCCGAACGUUGGCAGCCCUGCUCGGUGCGAGUCUCCGCUCGUUCAAAUUGAAUUGAUAGAGUCCGUUACCGUUGAUGGAACAGCCAUCCCUUUCUCAGUGUGCAUUUAACUCGAGAAGAUGCGAGUUCCCGGGCUAGAGACGUGCCAAAGUACGACGUGAGGACCGCGACAAAAUAAACAACGCACCUUCCGUUACGCCUGAUAACACUUCAAUCGCUGCGUUUCUGUAAACGGAACGUUCCGCAGGUUUUGUACUGCCGGUCGAGCGAUUUGCGACCCUGUAUAUCUGAAUUACAGUUUACCGAGUGAGAUUGCACGGGAUGGAUCCGUCCAAUCCAGAGUCCAAGGUCGGGAACCUGGACAGGCUUCGUUACAGCAUGCUGCUCGCCCCGUUUCAGCCGGCGACGAGGAUCGAGCUGGACACAAAAAUAAACACCACUGUAGAGUGUCAUCUAGAUGUCAGAAACGCUGGCGACAAGACGUUAAACGUGUCCGUGACGAAGCUACCGUCUGCGGAGCGUCGGAUUGCCCUGAGCGUGUCCGAGCUGGAGAUUGAAGGGAACAGCAAUGGUACAAUACAGAUCAGCUGGUCGCCCAAAGAAGCUGGAUGCUGGCGAGACAUUCUGCAACUUACCGAUAGUAAACGAAUUAAAUACGACAUUGUCAUAGCGACGACUGCUAGGGACGAUAAGAAAGGCAACAAGGUCAAAAGGCGAGCGAAGCCGACUCUGUCGUCGAACUCGGUGAGUUUCCCCGCGUCGACGGCGAGCAGGCAAUUUCAUCGCAACGGCGCGCUGAAGGUCCCAGCCGGCCGGUCCUUGACGAAAACUUUUGACGCGCGAGUAGAACAAUCCAAGUCCAAGUACGACAGAGAUCUGGACAAGGAGAAUAUCUUUGACAGAAAUAACGAAGCGAAGCCCUGCGACUGCGCGUCGCGACCGAAGGACAGCAGAGUCAACGGAAUGUAUAGCGCGCACGACAAGCGGGAGAGUAUCUUGUGGGAGCAAGGUACGAACGUGUGGAACGACGGUAGUGUUCUGCCGCAGGUCCUGCUGCCUACGAACGGGCCGCAGGAUAUCCGCAGAGCCACGUACGUUAAGGAGAGCGGACCUCGCGGCGGUCAGCUGUACGAGCACAGCGGGCAGGUCGACAAAAGUACGGACCGUGACAAAGACAAGGCCCAGAGCGACUUUUCCAUACUUUUGAAUAAAUUCACGUUCACGGGCGUGAUCUCGAGUUCCCCCGAGCCGACGAGGAAGGAGUCGACGGAGUCCACAACUUUGCAGAUUGUAGACAAGCACAGAACGUUCAACGUCAGUCACAGUCAGUUCUUCGAGACGUCCGGCUUUGAGACGUACGACACGAAGGCGGCAACUGCGUCGCAGCCGGCGGGCGUGUACAACUUGUCGCCGAUUAAACCCGACGGAUGCCACCUCGUAGACGACAUCAAGGAUUUAAUUUUGUCGCCGAUUCAACUUCGACACCACGUUACACCGAAAGAUCCCACCAAGUACGCGAGGCAUCUCAGGCUGGACGUAAAUCCAAGUAUCCAAACAACCAGUUGCGAAUACUACAGUUUCGAGGUCAUUCCGAGGACUGGCGAGGCCGCCCAAAAAACGGGAGAGAUGUACAUCGAGAUUUCUCCGCCGAAGAAGCAUUUUCACUCUAAGGUGGUGUCUAUGUCGGUAUCGAAGCUGAACACCCCGAAAACCGGCAGGGUUACAAAAAACAGUGCCCUGUGCGGCAGUGGAAACCGAAAGAAGUUGCAACUAAGCGAAUCUGCUGCGAAGGGGAAUACGAGGAAUGUAGCAGCGAUCAAGCUGAACGCAUUGUCCCUCAGUACCUUGCGUGAUACGAAGUGGCACAAUCCGUCGUCCGUUAGAGAUCCGAGUCUGAGAAUACGAAACAAAGAGGAGUACUUCAUCUAUGAAACGUGCGGACUGGACCCUUUCGCGCCGUCCACAACGGAGGAUCCAUUUCUGAAAAACUUGGUGCACUUUGACGAGCCGUGGCUGCUGCAGCAAGAGCUGGCGUUCACAAAGUGGUUGAACGCCCUGCUGUCUUCCCCGGAGGAUUUGUCCGUCGACAUUGAAACCGCCGUAACGGACAUCGGCAAGGUGUGGCAAACGUGCAAUGCGCAGAAGAGUACUGUACUGGCGGAAACUAAGGAAGCUGUGUCGGCUAGGUAUCACACGAAUACGAGAUUAAAUACGUUACGAAAAGCCGCAAGUGCCAUGUUCAAACGCGACGAAGUCACGCAGGUUCUUUCACGCACCAAUCUGUACAUCACCAAGGGAACUUUGUGUAUCCGACCGGAUCGUAAUCUUCAUCGCGAUAUCGGCUUGCAGAAGCUGAUAUUGGGCUUGUUCCUGAGUUACAAUCCUCUGUGGCUACGUAUCGGCCUGGAAACCGUGUACAGCGAGAACAUCUCGCUACGCUCGAACAACGACAUCGUCGGGCUGACUCGCUUCUUGUUAACGAGAUUCUUUUCGGAUCCGCGGCUGACGAAGAUGCCCAGCUACCAUAAAACCGACCCGAAGCGGAAGUUCGUCGUGCAGCUGAACCAGUUCAUCCUGAAAAAGUUCCUGUUUCUGGUGUACUUUCUGGACUACGCCAAGCAGCACAAACUGAUCGGCCACGAUCCGUGCCUGUUCCACAAACGCGCCCAAUAUAAGGAGAGCCGCGAGAUCUUGCUGAGUUUCUCGCGCGAGCUCCUGAGCGGCAUCGGCGACGUGACCAGGCUGCUGCGUGUCCACGACUACGUGCUCACUCAUCGGCAGACCUACAUCGAGGAGUACGAUUACGCCGUGAUGAAUAUACGGCACGAUCUGCGCGACGGCGUGCGACUGUGUCGCGCGAUGGAGCUUAUUACCGGCGCCCAGGGAUUGACCCAGCGUUGCCGGGUGCCGGCGAUAUCGCGUCUGCAGAAGGUGUACAAUGUGGACCUGGCGUUGGGUGCCUUGCGGCAGACCGGCUUCGUUCUCGAGGGCGACAUAGUCGCGAAGAGCAUCGCUGACGGCCACUGUGAGAAGACUCUGUCGCUCCUCUGGCAGAUCAUUCACAAGUACCAGGCGCCGCGGUUCGACCGGGCGGCGCGGGUGAUCCAGAGAUGGUGGCGGGCGCAACUCUGGUACGUUUACACGAGGAACUUCUUGCGCGCACGUAGAGACCUGGCCGCGAUAGUAAUCCAGCGCAUGUGGAGGCGCAAGAUAGCGUCGUUCUCGGUCGGGACCGGCUGUGAACCUGAGGAACGCAAGAGGUACUUGCGCAUCCGAACAGCCGCGAUUCAGCUUCAGAGAUGGUGGAGGCAUAUGCGAGGAAAUUCGAAGAAGCUGCAGGAGCUAAGAGAGAGGCGCAAAGCGGUGGUCACGUUGCAAAGGCGAUGGAGAGCUACGUUGCUGAUGCAAGCGCAACGAGGUCGGUACCGCGACCUGAGGAAUGCCGCGUCGAUGGUUCAAAGCCGUUGGAGAGCAACGCGAGCGAUGAGAUUGCAACGGUCUGAGUAUGUUGCGUGCAAAUAUGCCACCGUGAGGAUACAAGUCUGGUGGAGGUCUGUGAAAGCCAUGCGGGAACAGCGCGAAUGGUUCCUCCGCAGCAGAGAGAACGCUCGCAUCAUUCAGACUUGGUGGAGACAACAUUUGCUGGCGCGUAAAGCGCGCGGUGACUUCCUGCAGAAGAAAACCGCCGCGCGUAGCAUCGAGAGAUGGUGGAUAGGCGUAAAGGACAGAAAGAGGUACCUCCUGUACCGGAAGAGCGCCGUUCUCAUUCAAAGAACGUGGAAGGCGUGCCGGGCGCGCAAGCGAGAAGCCGCAUGCUUGAGGAUACAAACGUGGUGGAGAGCCACGACGUGUUCGCGCAGAUACAGGCUCCGCAAGUCUUGCUGCCUGAAGCUGCAACGUUGGUGGCGCGGGAUCGAGCUUACGAGACGUCAACGCUCGGAAUUCCUGCGACUGCGGGAAGCGGCGUGCGUCGUGCAGAAGAAUUGGCGGGCGAGAACGGUCAUGCGGGACUACUUGAGGCAGCGACGGGCAGCCUUGCUGAUACAAUCGUGGUACCGCCGCGCCAGCUCGGCCAGGGCCGUCCGACGACGCUACUUGGAGAUGAGACGCGCCGCGAUACGGAUACAGAAGUGGUGGAGCAGCGUAACGGUGGCCCGUCAGGAGCGGAGGCGGUAUCUGCAGCUUCGCGAGAGCGCGGUCCUCCUGCAGACUCGCUGGCGCCGACGCGUCCAAGCGCGCGCGGAUCGCCAGCGAUAUCUGACGAUGAGGAGGGCGUGCGUCGCUCUGCAAUCAUGGUGGCGAAUGAUCAGAACGAGAAACGAGUACGAACGGUACAAGGCCCACGUGGUGAGGAUACAAAGAGGGUGGCGGGCGAGGAGAGCCGCCAAGAGGAUGCGUUCGCUGACUCGCGCAGCCAUCGUCGUGCAGGCACGCUGGAGAGCCGUGACGGCGAGGAGAAGAUUCGUCGCUUCGCGCCAGGCCGCGAUAGUCAUUCAGUCGUAUUACAGAAUGCGAGUCGCCAGGCGAAGAUACGAGACUCGCAAGUAUGCCGCGUUGAUCAUCCAAGUCUACUGGCGAGCCUACGUUGCCGGUAGACGAGAGAAAUUGCGUUAUCUGUCUCUGCGCUGGGCAACGAUCACGCUGCAGCGCCGUUACAGGCAGAAGAGGAUGGAGGACGAAGAGCAAUACUGGCGACAGCAAAACGAGUCGAUCGCUAGGAAAAUACGAGACGAAUGCGGAGAAGCUAUCCAGGGCCAGGAGCUUACCGCGAAACUCGCGCUUCCGGACAGCGACUACUGGCGAGAGACGAUCGACGGGUUGCGCGACUGCAGGAGUGUCGGGACGCUGCUCACCUGCUUGAGUAGCUUAGAUACCAUAACGAUGUUGUCACCGACCGUUGGUGUCAUUCUCUGCGAGCUGAACCUGACCGAUGACAUUUACAAUACGAUAAAGCUGAACAACAGAUCGCAGCCGUGGAUGAUGGUCUGCCGGCUAGCGUGCAGCAUUCUGAUCACCCUGACAAAGUAUUCCUACACAAGAAAAUACGUCAAGAAAGAGUAUGCAUGGAAGUUAGUGGAGCUUCUGAGCAAAUCGUUGAAGGACAAGGUGGUAUUUUUACAUUGCGCCACUUUAAUAUGGCUGCUUUGCCAGGAUGAAGAUUACUCGAAGACUAUAGCAAGGUGUCCGCAAACAAGUUGGUUGAUAAAAAGUAUCCAACAAAAGGUCGUGAAGGACGUCAAAGUUGCAACGCCAAAAUUGCAGAAAUGUAAGGACACGGAGAAAUUUUAUCCCAAUUGUGAACCCGAUCGAAACAACGUGCAGAAACCGCGCUUAUUCACCGACAUGAGUUUUGCCAUUACAGCUAUUGUUGAAAGAACAUGCACGUGAGAUUAAGGUUGGUAAAUCAUGUAUACUCGUUAAAUAAAAUUCGAUUCGCAUUGUC
This is a messenger RNA of Vollenhovia emeryi, 5448 nucleotides long. RefSeq names its product protein abnormal spindle. Gene Ontology annotation, cellular component: spindle pole. Gene Ontology annotation, biological process: mitotic cell cycle; spindle organization; establishment of meiotic spindle localization. The record is from RefSeq and is a predicted model, not a curated record. Lineage: Eukaryota; Metazoa; Arthropoda; Insecta; Hymenoptera; Formicidae. Gene Ontology annotation, molecular function: protein binding. Bases 327 to 5393 code for a protein of 1688 amino acids. The transcript is spliced from 9 exons.